CUAACGUAAAGCGGCAAAUAGUUAAAUCCCCAAUCCUCCCCUGGCCGUACAUCGCCUCCACGGCCGACGCCGCCAUCUUGCCUCCUCGGACGACGUCGCCUUUCCCGGCCGUAGCCGCCGCCUCCCCCGACCGGCGCCGCCACCGUUCGCCUCUUCCUCCCUCUCUUUUCCCUCUUCGCCCUCCGCUUUGGCCGUCUGCUCCACCUCUCCGCCGCCAUGCCGACCCCCGCCGAUUCCUUCCUCAUCCUUGAGUUCGUCGCCGGCUACCGCCUCAUCCCCCACUCCAUCUUCACCGCACUCCUCGCCUCCCUCCCAUCCGUCUCUCCUCACACCUCCCCGCGCCUCCGUGCAGGCCUCGCUCUUCGCGCCCUCGACGCCGCCCUCUCUGAUACAGACGGCGUCGACGCCCCCUCCCUCCUCCACAAGGCGCGAGCCGUUCUCGCCGAGCCUGACCUUGCCCCCUGGUUUCCUCAGCACCUCGCCGAACCCGCCUCUGCCGACGACCUCCCGGCCGCGGCCGUGGCCGAGCUCAAGCGUCUUCUCGACGUUGAGUGGGCGAGCCUCCCUCCUUCCGCGCUAGAGAUCGCGGCCGAACGGAUCGUCGGAUCUGGGGCCCUCCAGUUUUGGGCAAACGCCGACCACGCACAACGUUCAAAGCUUCGUCUGCUCGUAGGAGAGUCCACAGCUCGUGAGAUUCUAGAGAAGAUUCAACAACAGGAUGCAUCCACAAAUCAUCCAGCAGUGCUUCCUCAAGUUGAUAAUGCACCCGAAACAAACGGUACUAAUGAUUCUGAUUGUUCUGAAGAAAAAGAUAAGGGCUGUCCUGUUAAACAAAAUGCUAAAGCCGAUCAUCCUCAAGAAGUUGGCGUUCGGCAUCAACAGGAGUCGAUGCAAGGAGCACCCAAUGACCAUCUUAAAGAAAGUUCAGUAACAACGGAAUCUAUUAGAGGCAAGGAUCCUGAUAUUACAAGCUUUAUGGAAGAAGUUAUUUGUCCUCAAAUAAGUGGACAGUUUACCCCUGACAACAUCAAGAACCAUCAAGUCACAGGUCCUAACCAUAGUUUAAUGGAGAGGAAUCCGACUGCCAUCACUUACGAGAGGGAUAGCUUGGGCGACCCUGGAGGUGAAAGGCCUGCAGCAAAGCGUCAAUUACCUGCUUUUGAAAGGACACCAAAACCUUCUCCUACAGCUGCACUUAAGACGAGAAAAAAGUGGAGUGAGAUACAAGAAAAAACCUUGCUGGAAGGGGUGAAGAAGUAUGGAAAAGGCAACUGGAAAGAUAUCAAAAUGGCAUACCCUGAUGUAUUUGAAGAUCGAUCGACAGUAGAUUUGAAGGACAAGUUCAGAAAUAUGGAAAGACACCUGUGUGUUUGAGGCGUGCCUACUUUAGGAGGAAUUGUCAUGGUAUAUAGUGACUUGUUAGUUAUGCUUCUGGAACUUGGAUGGAUGAUGGUAGCUAUGUUUAUAGUGCCUCAUUUUGGUUGUGAUUUUGUGAGGAGCAGCCAGCUAUUUUUGUAUUUUAUCAGCUGCCCUUGUUUUGUACAGGAGAGGAGAGCAAUGUUGGUGGGAACUUCCUCUGAACCCUUAUUUAUCUUGUAUCUUCAUGUGUCUGCAUUGUUGUUAGUCCUUCUAGAAUAUACAGUGGUGCUGCCAGCUGUGAAUGAGCCAGUGAUUACAACAUUCGGGGAUCCGUGAUUCUUCAAAAUUUGCUUUUCCUAUGUCAUAUGAGGUUUCUAAUCAAUCUGUCAUUUGUAAAAGAUGGGGCUCAUCACCGCUUGCUGCAUCCUCCAAUGCUGUUCAAGAUUACGGAUCACCUUACUUUAUGUGGAAUUGCCCCAGCGUUGAAGAUGGAUUUGGUGAAGAACAUGUCCUGUUAGCAUCAACAAGGAGAUGGAUCAUGUAGUCGUGGGCAAGUUCAAGCUCGGCAAGAAGAUCAGGAGUGGAUCGUUUGGGCAGCUAUUCAUUGGUCAGUAGUCCAUAUCCAUUUAGUCAGAAUAUUACUUUGUUAAUCCCACUAUGAUUGCACCAUUAUUUUUCUUGGCCAUGGCUGUUAUCCCACAUUUGAAGUGGUUUGGCGUGGUGGGAGAAUACAAUGUGAUGGUGAUUGAUCUUCUCGAGCCAAGCCUUGAGGACCUAUUCAACUAUUGCAGAAGGAAAUUCUCGUUAAAGACUGUCGUCAUGCUUGCUAAUCAGAUGGAAAUGUAAGUCUUAAAGACUGCUGGGAUUUGAAUCCCUCGUGGCAUUUUGCUCUGUCAUGGACAGAGCGGCUUGUUGACACGUCCUUCUGGGCCUUUUUUGCCUCUGGCUACGGUGGGUGCACGGUGCACCGUUUAGCUGACAGGGUGGGCUCGCUUCUCUCGGCUGCAUUUCGUGCGGUGGACCAGGUGCACAGUGCACGGUGCCCCAACCUGACAGCCCCACUUGCUGGCCAGCUUGACUGCCUGACAACUCCACAUGCUGGCCAUCGCUCCCCGUCGUCUCCGCUUGCUCAGCGAGCUACACAUCUGGACCAAUGAUCUCCAUGGGCUGUGCUGUAUCUUCAAAGGGUCUUGAUUACCCGUUCUACCACGUUUGGAGGCUGCUAUAGUUUAGUCUUCUCUGGGCAGCUUCAGCAAUUACCCUCUUCCUCUGAUCGAUUCUUCUUCCUGGUUAUUUUUGGCAGCUUGGAGUUAUUCCCAUCUUCCUGCUCUCUGCGUGCAUGUUCUAUCAGUUAUCUCAAGUCUUGGCCAAUCGAAGGGCAAUUGCUUUGACAGUAGAAAAAGUUCUUUCAUGCGUCAAUGGGAUUUAAGUUUGCACUACUGUUCCACUAAUGGGUGCAGCUGCUGUCAACUUGGUUCUUGGAGAGAAACCUGCAAAUAUCUACUCAGAUUGCUACUAGGAAGGUAUCGGAGCUUUGUGGAUUGGCCUUGGUCGAAAUAUCGCAGACAAUGCUAUAAUUAAUGCUGCUGAGUCACAUUCUUUUGCGGUACCAUUCAUCAAUUUGUCGUUCAUGCAGAUGUUUCUAGCACUUCCUGAGUUUACUGAUAACAUUUUUACCCAUCUUUAAGCUAGACUUUGUGUUGGGUUUUUGACUGUUAGCAUUGGCUCCAAUUGAUGUGGUGAAAUCAAGAAUGAUGGGUGACUCGACAUACAAGAGUACAUUGGACUGCAUUGCAAAGACAUUAAAGAAUGAAAUCUUAAAAUGAAAAGGAGAGGGCCUGCGGUUGAUUUGAAGGUUUUUUUCAUAAAGAAAUGCUUUGAAGAAGGACAUCAUAACUUAUUUUCAAAACAUGGAGUGUCGUAAAGUUGUCCUCUAAAUGGCUUAACUUCAAUUUUACCCUUUGGAGCUUUGGAGGUUGCAUACUGGUUCAAAUAUUUUUCUUCCUAUUUUUGCUACGAUGUAUCGAAUUAACUGCCACCUACAUGUUAAAUUUUGCUCCCUAUUUUUGCUACAAUGCAUUUGAUGUCCUCAUCUGUUUUUCAAUGGACUGAAAGGUGUUUCUUAGAAAAAUUUUGGAACAUAAAUUUUCAUCUGAGCUUACAGAAGAAUUAAAACUCCAUCGUUUGUAUAAUAAAACUGCUCCUUACAAGCAUCGGACCUUGGCCAUCAGGAUGAUGAAAUCUCUAUUUUGAUACCUUUUAUGUUUGCAAUUGAUUUUGUGAUGCCUGCUAUUUUUCCUUGUUAGUAUUACACAGUUAACAUUCGUGUGAGCUUGCAAAUUACCAUUUCUGAGUUGUAUAAUAACUUUUUGUUAGAUGAUUACGUGGUACAACUUGUCAAGUAGGCUAAUCAGUUUUUCACAGUGCACAACUUGUACUGAAAUCAAGUCACAGAAGCUUACUGCAGAACCUGCAAUUGAGGUGAACCUGAUUUUGAAUCUUUUGUUUUCAUAUUUCCCUUAAUCGUGUAAUGUAAAAUUUCAAGUGUGAAAUGGAAAUAUUGUGGUUCAAAAUUGUAGUAGUAAGAGAUCACCGUGGGGCAAGACGUUGCCUCCUCUUUGCAAUUUAAUUAGGUGGGGAAUCUAACAACCUUCUCAGUGUGCAAGACGUUGCCUCCUCUUUAUGGUUUAGGAUAAAUUCAACCAGAUUGGGAUACUUUUUUGGAUCGUGCCAAGAUGACUAGAUGUAUAUAAUUAGAUGGGAAAUCUAAUAGGCUUCUCACUAUGUGUUAACACUAAAAUUUGGUAAAAUUUCUUAUUAGAUUUGGAUAGAGAAAGGUACCAUCAUCGAUGGAAAUUUUAUCCAGAGAAGUUUGAAUUCAACAGGGAGUCGUGAAGACCAAGACAUGACGUUUGGACAACUAGAUUAGGAGGCUUUUCUAGAUAGCAACAGCUACAACUGGAUUGUGAGACUUUUCUAGAUUGUUGGCCUUGUCAGCAGGCUGCCAGAGCAGGGUAAAUCAAAACUUUGUCAGAAGAAGAGGAAGAACACGACCGACCUGAAUAAUCUGUAAAUUCUAGCUAUUGGUCUUUCUAGCUUUCUAAAUAGUUACCUGGUGAAUCAAACUAUUCCUUUCAUUAGUCAUAUUCUAAUGCUCACCUGUCGGCCAACCCUGAGCUCUGCUCUUAGAUAUAUCUCAACUCAGUAUCUUUAGUGCAUCUUGCCAUAUGGAAUUAGUUUAUAAAUAUUUGACCAUGUGGAAAUUUGUAAAUAUUCCAAGGAAUGCCAUGACCAUGUGGAAUUAAUUUGUAAAUAUUCCAAGAAAUGUCGUGACCAUGAGCCACAUGAUCUUAGCAGGCUGCAAUAUAAGCAGCAGGAAGUAUGUUGCUAUGUGAACUUCUAGUUUAUAAAUGCCCUAUAAAUACAUAUGUUAUGAAUUAUCGUAGAGCUAUUUCGAAUGGUGCAAUCAAGUUUGUAUCG
Messenger RNA from Oryza brachyantha (malo sina), 4839 nucleotides. RefSeq names its product telomeric repeat-binding factor 2-like. Lineage: Eukaryota; Viridiplantae; Streptophyta; Magnoliopsida; Poales; Poaceae. The record is from RefSeq and is a predicted model, not a curated record. The transcript has 20 exons. Bases 217 to 1374 code for a protein of 385 amino acids.